This is a messenger RNA of Cephus cinctus (wheat stem sawfly), 6028 nucleotides long. RefSeq names its product ATP-binding cassette sub-family A member 17. The transcript has 25 exons. Gene Ontology annotation, biological process: transmembrane transport; lipid transport. Gene Ontology annotation, molecular function: ATP hydrolysis activity; lipid carrier activity; ABC-type transporter activity. The record is from RefSeq and is a predicted model, not a curated record. Gene Ontology annotation, cellular component: intracellular membrane-bounded organelle; membrane. Lineage: Eukaryota; Metazoa; Arthropoda; Insecta; Hymenoptera; Cephidae. Bases 533 to 5653 code for a protein of 1706 amino acids.
GCCAACUUCAGUUCGGAGUCGUAUACUGCAGUUUGCCCCUCAAAUCAAUCAAAUUUGAGCUGCAUAUCGAAAUUUUGUUUUGAUUAUGUAAAAAAACGGCUCACCACCAAAUUUUUUAAUUAAACCAUCAAAAUAAUGGAAAAAAAUAAAGUUCAAUAAGUUAAAGUUACGUGGCCAGCUUUCCACAGGUAAAAUGGAAAGUAAGAAGGAAAUUACCCCGAAAUGAAGAGGUGUCAGCUCGACUCCCUGGUAUAGAAAAUGUAGAUUGUGAUGGAUCUUCCUACUUGUCGAGUUGUGUCAGAGUAUAACAGCUUAAAACACUUCUAAAACAUGGCUUAGGCCCUCAAACACUGAAGUAUUCAAGCAGAGGGUUAAUCGGUUUGCAAUCUGCAAGCAAAAUUUUACUUUAAAAAACCACCAAAAUUAUAGUUGGUUCAGUAUUGAGAGUAGUGCAUCAUUACUUGAUGCAUAGUAUAAAUAACUGUUGCAAUGCCAUUAUCAUUGGGUAGAACAGACUUUUUAAUGAUUUAAUAUGAAUGUGUUUAAGGAAGUCUAUCUACAAGCAGGGAAUAUUAAAAUGAAGAAGGGAUGGUGGAUCUCUUUGUUGCUACUGCGCAAAGCAUUCAUUGUGCGCAAAAGACACUAUAUAUUGACACUUGUUGAAAUACUUUUUCCAGUAUUAAUAUUUAUCCUUAUACUAAAUAUCAAAGGCUUGCAGAAUCCUACAAUAGAAUAUUUAGAAGAAGAUGGUACUUACUUUCCCAUAGUGUCAAAAAGGUCAAUGAUAUCUAUGUUGAACAGGGAAUUGAUCAAUAUUUAUUAUGUGCCUCGCAACAACUUUACAAUUAAUCUAAUGGAUUAUACGAGAGAUUGCUUAGCAUUGCCCAAUGACAAAAUAAUUGGAUUUACAACGGAGGAAAAUAUGAUAGAAACAUAUAUACAGAAGCAGUUUAAUAACAGCUACAGUGAGGUCCUGGCUAUAGUUUUUGAUGUGAAUAAUACCAGAUCUGUACCAAUGAAUCUCAAGUACAUCCUGAGAUCUUCAAAAGCCUUGCCAUCUGACCUUUUCCAUGGUAUUCUUAAUGCAUUGACAGACUCACACGAGUUUGUUAAAACAUUACCAGUCACUGCAGUUCAAAUGUGUUUGGAUGAAUCUUUUAUCAAUAUAUCUGCACCACAACCUACAUUUCAAACUGAGCUUUCUAUUCAACAAAUGCCUAUUACACUUGAAGGUGUGGUUAACCAACAAAGUUCCGAAUCAAACAAUUUACUUGUUUAUCCAACCGUUAUAGUAUUUCUGGCAUCUUUUUUGAUAGAGCCAACUUACGUUGCUGUGGAGAAUUCUAUUGGGAUUGACAUGUUAAUGGCUACUACUGGUGUGCGUUCCUAUCAGAAUCUAUUAAGCUGGAUCAUCAGUGGGAUGAUGCUGGGUACCGUUUACAUAUCCCUAGUUGUGGUAGAAUUAAAGUUACCCUUGUUUACCGAUAUGGCAUAUCUGCAAUAUGGAAACGGUUUUUUACUUUGGCUGGCAUUAUUUCUAAAUCUUGCUCAUUGGAUAGCCAAUGGCCUGCACAUUGGGGCAUACUUUUCGAAACCACAUUCCGCCAGUAUCGGCUUAUGCUUAUGGCUGAUUGCUACGCUGCUGAUUUAUAGAGAACUGGUAUCAAAGAAAUUGUAUACUGUUAUGUCGUGUCUCGGAAUCCUCAUGCCCUGCUCUAUGUUAAUAUCUAUAUUCAAGGAAAUCAACGCAUACGAGUUUAAAUUAAUUGGAGUGCAGUGGAGUUAUCUGUUUACACCAGGAAGUAUACCUUCUGCCAAGACCACCAGUCUAGGUGUCACAAUGAUGUUUUCAAUAUUGGGAAUCAUUUUGCACGUCCUGUUGGCCAUUUACGUUCACGCCAUAUUUCCAGGGAAAUAUGGUGUAGCGAGGCAUCCGUUAUUCUUUCUACAGCGAACAAAUAAGAACAGGAUAUGCAAUCAGAACAACAUAGAAGACGUCGACGAUGCUGUAAAGAAUGAUAAACGAUUUGAAACAAUAUCUAAAGGCGUAGUGAAACCUGGUAUUCAAAUCCGUAAUCUCAAAAUGACGUACAGUUCAAACUUGUUCCAUAAAUCUACAGUUGAAGUCCUUAAAGGGCUAUCAGUAGAUUUUUAUGAAGGAUUAAUAACGUCUUUACUCGGCCAUAAUGGUGCUGGCAAAACAACCCUCAUGUCCAUAAUAACUGGUUUGACUAACCCUAACGAUGGUUCAGUUUUCAUAAAUGGGAAAAAUGUAAGUCAUGAUUUGGAUUCCAUCCAAAAAGACUUGGGUGUCUGUUCACAAGAUAAUAUUUUGUUCCCGGAUCUCACUGUUUAUGAACACAUUGAAUUUUUCGCAAAGUUGAAAGGUGAUACGAAAACGAAUAAACAAAUAAAAAAGGAAGUCGAUUCUUUACUAUCUAAUCUUGGAAUAACAGCUAGGAGGAACUUUGUACCGAAGAAAUUGUCUGGUGCACAAAAGAGAAGACUGUGCUUGGGAAUUGCACUUGCUGGCGAUGCUAGUGUCUUAAUUUUGGAUGAACCUACUUCCGGUAUGGAUCCAGAGGGUAGACGCUACACUUGGGAUUUAUUACUGAAAUUACGUGGAAAGAAAACUAUAAUAAUUACUACACACAGUAUCGAUGAAGCUGAUAUACUGGGAGAUAGGAUUGCAAUAAUGCAUACUGGACGUAUGAUAAGUUAUGGGACUUCGAUGUUCCUUAAAAAAUUAUAUGGUCAUGGCCGCCUUGAGGUUACUUUAUCCACGGAAUCCUGGUCGGAUUCUAAACGAAUCCAGGAUGCUAUUGGUUUGAAUGCACAAGUGCGUAGCUUAGGUAAUGGCAGAAUUGCACUGAGUAUUCCUCCUACCGAAGAACUUCCACGUAGGUUGGAUAAUUUGGAACAACAGAAGAAGCAGCUGGGUGUCACUGGCAUAAGCCUAUCCAUUAUUACAUUGGAACAAGUGUUUUUGAUGAUUACCGAAGAGGAGGAAGAAAAGAAAGAGGAACUGCAGCUUCAGGAUUCUAUUGAUUCCAAAGACGCCAUAACUAUACAGCCUGAGAAGCUAACUGGUUGGAAAUUUAGCUUACAAAUAAUUUUUACAUUGAUUGAAAAGAAAAUUACUUUUUCUGUUAAAAAUCAGUGGAUUUACUGCUUUAUUGUUUUCAUUUCUGUUGUUGGCAUAGGAGCAACGGUCAUCUAUGAUAAGAAAACUAAAGAGGUACUGACAUUGCAGUCCGUAAAAUUAGACGUAUACGGUAAUUCCCAAACGUGGUAUUCGAGCGACAGUGAAAUACUAGAUAAGAAGUACAGGAAUAUCGUGGAAAGUUAUAACAGCAUCGCAAAGAAGGUGAAAAAUACAACAAACAUCAACGAAGUCUUAUACAGUUUUGCCAAGACAGACUUUCCUGUGUAUCGAAACAGUUUUAUUGUGGCAGCUGAAUUUAAUGUUACGCAGGGUGUCGUCAAUGCAAAUGGACUGUUCUCAGGCAUGGCGACCAGGAGUAUUCCCAUAACUGUUAAUCUCCUAUCGAACACACUGAUAAAAAGCUUGGCAGGAGAUGAUUACAGCAUUGAUAUCUCUGUUCUGGCAUUUCCAGACAUUCUUUCUAAUUACAAAUUAGAUCUUUUCGAGAUUACUGUCCUUGCCGGUCUUAAGACUUCAAUUCUCAUUCAUUUUCUAUUCCUGGCGGUAUGUCUGUUUGUGAAACAUCCACUUCAGGAAAACGCAAUAGGCGUAAAACACUUGCAGCGCAUGACCGGAAUAUCUGGAUUCUCUUAUUGGGCUGUCAUCUAUGUAAUUGAUUUACUUCUGGUGUUAUGUACAAUUUUUCUCAUGAUCGUUUUUGUGUGUUUGAUCGAUUUCCAAGUGGACAUACGACUAUACAGGAUUAAUGAAAUUAGUAUUAUAAUUGUCCUUCUUUUACUGUUCUUCAUGAGUUCCCUACCAAUAGUUUAUAGUCUUAGUUUUCUACGUAAAUCAUCGAAAAUAGUAAUACUGACAUUAUUCUUAGUGCCUGUGACGGUAGUUUCCACAGAUAUUUUUCUCUAUCUAAUAGCCGAAUUCCAAGAGGAUGAUGCAACAUUUAAGAAAAUAUACUGGGUCCUGCAUAAGAUAUUUCUGGUAAUACCCCAUGUGAGUUUUUCAUACGGCUACUUCGAUUUCAUGAAAACAGCAGCACUUAACGCUCGAUGCCGAUCAUUGCCCAAAGCUAUAUACGAGGUCAUAUGUAUGAAAAAUGAUAUGUGUUGCAAACUGGAGUGUGCUGACGGCUCCUGCAAAAAGUCAUUUCCAUACUUCAAUAACUUCGACACAAAGAACAGUUUAGAAGAAAACAUGAUAUACUUAGCUGUUGCGCCGUUGCUCUACUUUUUGGUGCUAGGUCUACUGGAGCAGAAUAUAUUUAUUAAACUAUUUACACGUUUACGGCAUGUCGCUACGCGUUCCAAAGAAGAUCAGGACGAGGUCGACGGCGACGUCAAAGUCGAAGAGGACCUAAUAGCUCGAGCUAUAAACAUUCGCAGCAGUCAAGGGAAAGACGAUCAAGCAUUACGCCUAUCCAAUAUGAGUCCAAAUUGCGAAAAUCCUGCGAAUGGUGAACAUGACGAGUCAACUCUAUUCUUGGCUUAUCGUCUUCGUAAAAAUUACGGAAAGGUUAAGGCUGUGAAGAACGUGAGCUUCCGAGUGAAGAAACACGAGUGCUUCGGCUUCCUGGGUGUGAACGGUGCCGGAAAGAGUGCGACUUUCCGUAUGUUGACGGGCGAGGAGUUACCAUCUGGUGGGGUGAUGUUGCUGGGUUCUUACAACAUUCAAUCGAAUCGCAAAAAGUACCUAGAACAGAUGGGAUAUUGUCCGCAAAGUCACGACCUAAUCCCAUCUUUAAAUGCAUGGGAGCACCUGCGAUUGUUUGCCGGUCUACGUGGGAUACCCAGGUCUUGCAUAAACCAGGAAGUCGCUAAGUGGAUUAAUCUAACGAAUCUUAAAGCUUGUGCUAAACAACCAAGUAAGACCUACAGCGGUGGUAAUAAGAGACGAUUAAGUAUCGCAAUCGCUCUUAUUGGCGGUCCACCUCUUGUCCUUCUGGAUGAACCGACGACAGGCGUCGAUCCAGCAGCUAGGAAAUCAUUAUGGAAGGUCAUAAGAUCUUGUCAGGCCACAGGGCAGGCCAUUAUAUUCACAUCCCACAACAUGGAGGAAUCCGAAGCGCUUUGCGACAGACUUGUCAUCAUGGUGGAUGGCAUACUCGUUUGCGUUGGUGCAAGUCAGCAAUUGAAACAAACAUUCGGCGCUGGUUUUGAUAUCUCAAUUAAAUUAAAUCCACAGAGAGAUGACACUAUUGUCAAGAAGAUUAAAGACGGUAUCGAAUGCGCAUUGACUUGUACGCUGCGGGACGAAAAUAUUGGCUACCUUGCUUAUCAUGUUGACAAUCCCGAGACUACUUGGCAAACAAUGUUUCAGGCACUUGAUAAUCUUAAGAAAAAUUACGAAGUCAUAGAGGAUUUUAUUAUACUAUCCUCGACCCUUGAACAAUUAUUUAUGCAAUUUGCAAGAACGAAAAACAAUUUUGCACAGAAUCAGUCUACAGUUCAAAAUUCCUCAAUGAAUGUUAUUGCCAACAGGGGCUAUAUGCCUUAAAUAUUUUGAAUUAAGUGUCGUCAAAGUAAAAGUAUUAUUAAAUAAUAAUAUUGCCUUUUAAGCAAGAUUCAAAUGCGAAUAGUAUUAAUGAAAAACCAAAAAUCGAGAAUAACGAUAGUAACCAUCUGAAUAUAUUUUUUUCUAUUAAGCAUCGUUGCAUUUAUGGCAUGUAUAUGCGCACUAUAUUUUCACGAUUUAUACUUGUGCUCUGUGGUGUUUACUAUAUUUAUUAUUACUGUAUUUCUGUAACAAUAUUCUCCAAGAGAGAAAUAAAAAAAAAUUUGUACCAUAAUGUGGUGCAGUUGAUAUUUUUGCAUUGAUCUUACAUUUUGUAAAAUUUAAUGCUUUUGUGUAAUGAAUAAAUAUUUAAAAGCA